Molecule: messenger RNA, 2087 nt
Organism: Bursaphelenchus okinawaensis
Lineage: Eukaryota; Metazoa; Nematoda; Chromadorea; Rhabditida; Aphelenchoididae
Source: the annotation of a GenBank genome assembly
AUGAUGAUUGAGGCGCUCAUCUCCAUGGCCCGAUAUCUGUCGGCGCGCGAAGACGAUGACAUAGCCGAUCGCAUGAAUUACCUGUACACGCCUAACAUGCUGCUCGCGUUCAGCGUGCUGAUCAGCUUCAAACAGUUCGGAGGCCGACCGCUGGAGUGUAUUUUCCCUUCCAAAUUCAGUGGUUCUCUGCAAGAAGUCCGUCUUUUGAAUCUGUGUUUGCUCCCCGAUGUCGCAAUAUUAUAAUUUCGUUUUUUCAGUACGCUGAGAAUCUGUGUUGGUCAGAAGACACCUACUUCGUCCCGCCAGACACACACGUGGCCACGAUAAAGGCGCCAGAUCGGAUACAUCCGGAUAGAAGGCUCAGCUACUACCAAUGGGUACCCUUCUUCCUGUUGUUCCAGGCCGCCUGCUUCCGGCUGCCUUCCUUUUUGUGGAAGUGCAUGAGCAUAAACUCCGGUACGUCACUUUCCAAACACUAUAUGAUGCCGAAUGUUACUUUUUGGUUUUAAUUAUCUAAUUGCCAAGUUCAAAAAGUAGAGUUCAAGUUCAGUUUCCACAUUUAAAGUAUGACUGCUCAAACUAAAAAUGGCAAAAAGCAGUACUAAACUAAAACUAUGCCCAACACAGUAUCAAUUUUCCAUAAUUACAGGUCUCAGAAUCCACGAGAUCGUAAGCCGGGCGUUAGACCCAGCGAACAUGGAAGAACAGACACGUCAGAGGAACGUUGAAGUCCUCGGCGGGCAUAUCAGUAGUGUACUUAAGUUUCAACGACACAUACAAAGACGAAACAUCAUGAUUUACCGGACAUUCAAAGUGCUCAACAUAACAUACUCAGCCUGCUUUAUCAGUUACAUGUAUCUUAUCACCAAAGCGAUGUACAUGAUCAAUGUCAUAACGCAACUUUAUUUCAUGAACAAGUAAGAGUUUGUCAUGCUUUUGAUUGAUUUAAAGUGCAUAAGACUUUAGGAAAUUAAAGUAUUAUAUGCAUUAUGAUAGAUAAUCAUAUUCACGUUAGGUAUGUAUUACAAUAGACGCCUAUACCUUCGACUAUUCCAGAUUUCUAGAAACAGACAAAUACACAUGGUACGGGUUUGAAGUGAUCAGCGAUCUAGUACGAGGAAUAAACUGGGAACGAUCUGGAUUCUUCCCUAGAGUAUCAAUUUGUGACUUCGAUGUAAGUCUCAAACUAACUUAGCAUACUCUUAUCAUUAUCUAAAUUUAAAAACUGCACGUUUUUGUUAAAGUUUUACAUAAGAUUCUGUUAACUAUCAAUACGGUUUUGAAGCAAAAUGUAUCCAAAAUGAUACAGCACUAUAGAACGGUGUUUUAGGUAAGAUCGGUAGCUCAAAUCCAAAAAUACUCGGUGCAAUGCGUCCUGGUGAUCAACAUCUUCAACGAGAAGAUCUUCAUUUUGUUAUGGUUCUGGUACACACUUCUGACCUUCGUGACGAUAGGUUCAUUUGUCUACUGGUUCUUCGUAGUCGCUUUCCCAUGCUUCGGAAGGUGGUACGUCGCCACAAACUUGGAGUUAAAUCAACAAGAAGAGAUUGAUGUGAAACGUAAGUGUUUAUCCAAGGUUAAUACCUAAUAAGUUUCGUGUACUUAUGGUAUUGUUCAAAAGUAUUCUGUUUUCUUUGUGUGUAAUUUCUUUCAAACUUAACGAAUGCUAACCAUUCUUUUUUUAAAUGUUGCGCUAUUAUCUUAGUUUAUCCAUUUCAGGGCAUCAAAAGAAUGUGAAAAAGUUUGUGAAUGAAUACCUGAAACAAGACGGGGUCUUCGUGCUACGGAUGGUUUCAAUGCAUGCUGGAAUCAUCUUUGGCACAGAACUCGUAAUGAAUCUCUACAAGAUCUUCCUCGGCUACCAGAACCAGUACCGCCCGUUGCCAAAGCCAGAAAACCACUACGAAUCCAACAACUCGGACUACCUCAGGAAUCGGAAGAAGAAAAAGAGUGUAGACGACAACCCUCUGGAAGAUGCCAUUACCUCCUCUUUCCUGCCCGGCACGCCUAGUCAUUCCAAGUCGCAGUCGCGGUCGUCAAGCAGUUCCAGCGACUCGCGACGACAGUCUAUUAGCAACAAUAUUUGA